AUGGACAUGAAGCAGAUUCUCAUCUUUGGACUUUGUCUCGUGCCCGUGUGGACGUGCAGGAUGAACCGGUGCUAUGAUGACAGCAAGCUGAGCGAGGCGGCGGAGAGGAAGCUGCGGAACCACUACCCGCAGUCUCUGGAGCUCUCGACUGCGGCGGAGCCCGACUCACCCGCCCCUUGCCCCGUGGCGCUUUUCCCGCAGCAGCCGCCUCAGCACAUCCGGGACCGGUCCCUGUCCCCCUGGAGAUACGUACUCGUAACGAAGAAGGAUCACUUUCCUUCCACCUAUGCCGAGGCUCGGUGCUUGUGUUCGGGCUGCGUCCUGAUCCAGGACAACAAACCCCCGGUGGAGAGCCACAACUACAACUCGUCCCCCGUAAUGCAGAGCAGGCUGUUUCUCAGGAGGGAGCUCUGCGACGACGGGAAGAAAUACCAUUUGAAGCCGGUUACUGUGGAAGUAGCUGUGGGCUGCACCUGCACCAGAGCCAACACCUACAACUAG
Anarrhichthys ocellatus (wolf-eel) is the source of this 501-nucleotide messenger RNA. Its product is annotated as interleukin-17F-like. Bases 1 to 501 code for a protein of 166 amino acids. Gene Ontology annotation, cellular component: extracellular region. Gene Ontology annotation, biological process: inflammatory response. Lineage: Eukaryota; Metazoa; Chordata; Actinopteri; Perciformes; Anarhichadidae. The record is from RefSeq and is a predicted model, not a curated record. The transcript has 3 exons. Gene Ontology annotation, molecular function: cytokine activity.